Molecule: messenger RNA, 3264 nt
Organism: Rhinichthys klamathensis goyatoka
Lineage: Eukaryota; Metazoa; Chordata; Actinopteri; Cypriniformes; Leuciscidae
Gene: ap1g1
Product: adaptor related protein complex 1 subunit gamma 1
Exons: 23
Coding region: 107-2566 (819 amino acids)
Biological process (GO): Golgi to vacuole transport; receptor-mediated endocytosis; intracellular protein transport
Cellular component (GO): membrane coat; Golgi apparatus; AP-1 adaptor complex
Molecular function (GO): clathrin-cargo adaptor activity
Source: RefSeq, a predicted model, not a curated record
UAGAAGUGCUGAGGCUGGGACCGCCGCCAUUUUGAAUGUCUGGUCCGUUCCUCCUUCCGUCGAUUGAGAAGAUUGCACUUGUUUUCUGGUAUCGUAACGGCUGAGGAUGCCAGCUCCGAUCAGACUGCGGGAGCUGAUCCGGACAAUCCGGACGGCCCGAACCCAGGCGGAGGAGCGAGAGAUGAUCCAGAAAGAGUGUGCUGCCAUUAGGUCCUCCUUUAGAGAAGAGGACAACACGUACCGCUGUAGAAAUGUGGCUAAGCUGCUUUAUAUGCACAUGUUGGGGUACCCAGCACACUUUGGCCAGCUGGAGUGCCUGAAACUGAUUGCAUCACAGAAGUUCACAGACAAACGGAUAGGAUACCUGGGAGCCAUGCUGCUCCUGGAUGAGAGGCAGGACGUCCAUCUCUUAAUGACAAACUGCAUCAAAAAUGACUUAAACCACAGUACACAGUAUGUGCAGGGACUGGCCUUGUGCACCCUGGGCUGCAUGGGCUCAUCUGAAAUGUGCCGUGACUUAGCUGGAGAAGUGGAGAAACUCCUCAAAACGUCAAACUCCUAUCUGAGGAAAAAGGCAGCACUGUGUGCGGUUCACGUCAUCCGUAAAGUCCCAGAGCUGAUGGAGAUGUUCCUGCCAGCAACAAAAAACCUGCUCAGCGAGAAAAAUCAUGGAGUUCUCCACACAUCUGUUGUUCUGCUCACUGAAAUGUGUGAGCGAAGUCCUGACAUGCUCUCUCACUUCAGGAAGCUGGUUCCACAACUUGUAAGAAUCCUGAAGAAUCUGAUCAUGUCAGGCUACUCCCCUGAGCAUGAUGUGUCCGGCAUCAGUGACCCUUUCCUGCAGGUGCGUAUAUUGAGGCUACUGAGAAUUCUGGGAAAGGGUGAUGAUGAUUCUAGUGAAGCUAUGAAUGACAUUCUUGCACAGGUUGCAACGAACACAGAGACGAGUAAAAAUGUAGGCAAUGCUAUCCUCUACGAAACUGUUCUUACUAUUAUGGACAUCAAAUCAGAGAGUGGACUAAGGGUUUUAGCAAUUAACAUUCUGGGACGUUUUCUUCUCAACAAUGACAAAAACAUCAGAUAUGUGGCAUUGACAUCUCUACUGAAGACUGUGCAGACUGACCACAAUGCUGUGCAGAGACAUCGAAGCACUAUUGUGGACUGCUUGAAAGACCUUGAUGUGUCCAUUAAAAGGCGUGCAAUGGAGCUGAGCUUUGCCCUGGUCAACGGCAACAACAUUCGGGGCAUGAUGAAAGAACUUCUGUAUUUCCUGGACUCCUGUGACCCUGAUUUCAAAGCAGACUGCGCAUCAGGGAUCUUUCUGGCUGCUGAGAAGUAUGCGCCCUCCAAAAGAUGGCACAUAGACACUAUUAUGAGGGUUUUGACAACGGCAGGGAGUUAUGUCCGGGAUGACUCUGUGCCCAACCUCAUUCAGCUCAUUACAAAUAGUGUAGAGAUGCAUGCCUACACUGUACAGAGACUCUACAAAGCCCUCCUGGAUGACAUCUCUCAGCAACCUCUAGUACAGGUGGCAUCCUGGUGCAUAGGAGAAUAUGGAGACCUUUUGGUCUCAGGCCAGUGUGAGGAAGAGGAACCUAUUCAGGUUUCUGAAGAUGAGGUCCUGGAUGUUUUAGAAGGUCUCCUCGUUUCUAACUUGUCCACCCCUGUAACGAGAGGUUAUUCCCUGACUGCUAUCAUGAAGCUAUCCACCCGUUUCAGCAGUGUGAAUCGAAUCAAAAAAGUGGUGUCAAUAUAUGGCAGCAGCAUAGACGUGGAGCUGCAGCAGAGAGCUGUGGAAUAUAAUGCACUUUUCAAGAAAUAUGAUCACAUGAGACCUGCAUUACUAGAGCGAAUGCCUAUCAUGGAGAAAACAGCCACUAACGGCCCAGCAGAGAUUGUGCAGACCAAUGGGGAAACAGAAUCAACCAUACUGGACACAAAACACCUGCCCAGCAUCACUCAACCAGCCAGUCAGGCAAAUGAUUUAUUAGAUCUACUUGGAGGUAAUGAUGUGGUCCCUGUUAUCCAAACAACUGUUCCCACGAAGCCUGCAUCAGCUGGAGGAGAACUGCUGGAUCUGCUGGGCGACCUUUCUCUGACAGGUGGUCCAACCCCCACCCCUGCUCCCUCUGUUCCCAUGUCCCAGCCCCCUUUCCUUUUGGAUGGUCUCUCUUCGCAGCCCCUUUUCAAUGACAUUGCAGCGGGCAUUCCGCCAAUGACAGCGUACAACAAAAAUGGUCUGAAAAUUGAGUUCACAUUCGAGAGGGCCAACCCCAAUCCCAAUAUUGCAGUUAUCACCAUCCACGCCACCAACUCCACCGAGGCUGACAUGACAGACUUUGUGUUCCAGGCUGCAGUACCAAAGACAUUCCAGCUGCAGCUUCUGUCCCCCAGCAGUAAUGUAGUUCCUGCAGUCAACCAGGGAAGCGUCACGCAGGUCAUCAGGGUUCUCAACCCACAAAAGCAACAGUUGCGAAUGCGGAUCAAGCUGACAUACACUCACAAAGGCUCUCCUGUACAAGACCUGGCCGAGGUCAACAAUUUCCCCCCUCAGUCCUGGCAGUGAUUUGCUACCCUUCUCAAUCUUAAAGACCCCCAGCAAGGGAACUAUGGGAAAGAUGUCCCCUCCCCAUUCCCAAAUGAUCCCCCGUGACAUCACCACAGAUCGCUGCCCUGGGGUUGCAUGGGAAGCAGUGGAAUCUUCCUGACACAGUCAAGAGUUGAUGGUAUGAAGACUAAUGAUGAUGACGAUUACAGCGACAAUGAUGAAGAAAAAUCACAAAUAUCUGAAUGCAUAUCUUUUCACCUGUUUUUUUUGCCCGUCUGUCCUUUCUCUCUGCUUCGGGAUUAGUGCAAAAUGUCCAUACUCAUACUUGCACUUAACGUUGUGCACUCUCACUUAUCCUCUCACUAUAGUGCACUCCUCCCACACUCCGGCUCACCCUGCCGCCCAGGGGCCCGUACACGGGGGAAAAAAGUCACUCGUGGCCACUAUACAAAGGAGCUGUUUGUUUGAUUUGUCUGUUUUGUUUGAAUUUUCCAUGUUUUUAAUCUUGUUAAUGGGUUUGGUUUAUUUUAAGGAGAAAAAAAACAAAAAACAUACUGAAUAAAUUGCAAAGUCUGAACAUUUGCACCUUAAGCAUUUCAGAAUCAAGAGGAAAAUGGGUUGUGAUGGCGCCUUAAAUUAUCGUUCAUUGUACAUGGCAUUUCUUAAUUUUCGUGUAAGGUUGAUCUAAUGUCCUAUAAUAAAGUAUACCCGAUGAA